Messenger RNA from Colletotrichum spaethianum, 795 nucleotides. RefSeq names its product major facilitator-type transporter hxnP. Gene Ontology annotation, biological process: transmembrane transport. The record is from RefSeq and is a predicted model, not a curated record. NCBI's taxonomy places the organism in Eukaryota, Fungi, Ascomycota, Sordariomycetes, Glomerellales, Glomerellaceae. Bases 1 to 795 code for a protein of 264 amino acids. The transcript has 4 exons. Gene Ontology annotation, molecular function: transmembrane transporter activity. Gene Ontology annotation, cellular component: membrane.
AUGAGUGAGGACUUGGGAUUUGUCGGAGAACAAUACUCACUGCUUAUCUUACUUUUUUACAUACCAAAUGGUCUUUGUGACCUGCCCCUAAACCUCUUGACCAAGCGUUAUUCGGGCCGCAUUGUAUUGCCGGGACUGAUGGUAGGGUGGGGAGCCAUGGCACUCUUGCAAGCAGCCUGUAAGAACUUUGGAGGCAUGCUGGCUAUUCGACUAAUUCUUGGAGCUUUCGAAGCCGGUUUCUUCGCCGGAGCGGUUUUCUACCUGACCUUGUUUUAUACACGAGGAGAACUUGGCUUUCGCAUUGCUUUGUUCUUCGGUAGUGCGUUGUUAGCUAGCGCAUUUUCUGGUCUCAUAUCUUUCGGAGUAUUUCGAAUCCAAGACCCUCAUGUCCAUGGGUGGAUGUGGCUUUUUAUCAUCGAAGGUGCUCUCACAGUCAUCUUUGGUAUUGUGGCCUUCUGGUGGCUGCCUGCAAAUGCGCAAACUGCAUGGUUUCUGACCCAAGCAGAGCGGGAGGUUGCUUCUCUUCGGUCCCUCAGGGAUGGCACUCGUGACGUUGAGGAAGAGUUCAGCUUCAAAAAAUGUUUCCAGACUUGGAAAGACUGGAAGUUCCCGAUAUGGUGCAUCAUCAGUCUCACCUAUCCUGUGGCAUUCGCCACAACGGCGAACUUUCUACCUCUCGUUAUUGGUCGAUUAGGCUACAACAAGGUUACGACGAACCUACUUACGGGACGUUUCGAACAACUUAUGCCCCACGAUAUGCUCCAACACUUAUCGCAACAGCUGGUUGCAAUGUAA